AUGUUAAAAAUCAAGCUUCCGACAUCAAAAAUUAGGGCCCAUCCACAUAUUGAAUAUAGAGUGAAGCUACUCAAAAGACAAUACAAUGCUUUAUCUAAAAUAUUGAACAUUGGAAGCGGAUUCGGUUGGAAUGAAAAAGAAAAAUGUUUAACUGCACCAAAGGAUGUGUUUGAUGAUUAUGUUAGAAGUCAUCCAACUGUUGAUAGAUUGAGAAACAAGUCAUUUCAAUUCUUUGACGACUUUGUUCAAAUAUUUGGAAAAGAAAGAGCAACAGGAAUAGCAGCUGAGACAGCAGCUGAUGCAGUGGAACAUAUUGAUGUUGAAGACAAUGCAUUUAUAGAUGCAUUACUUGAAGAAGAGGGAGUAAGAGAUUCUGAAUCAAGAGAAGAUGUUGGUGCUUCAACUUGCCAAACAUCUGAUGUUACUGCCUCUACCCCUACAAUGAAAAAAGUAGCUAGCAAGAAAAGGUCUCGAAGUGAUGAUGGGUUAAUCGAGCUUGUACAAGAGAUAAGUAAGUUUGGCUCUGCAUACUGA
Molecule: messenger RNA, 534 nt
Organism: Hibiscus syriacus
Lineage: Eukaryota; Viridiplantae; Streptophyta; Magnoliopsida; Malvales; Malvaceae
Exons: 2
Coding region: 1-534 (177 amino acids)
Source: RefSeq, a predicted model, not a curated record